AUGUCGGUUCGUGUGGUCGCGCGCAUUCGUCCGCUUCUCGAAAAGGAACUGGACAAGGAUACCAUUGUUCGCGCCGACAGCACCGACGAGGGCAAGCCCGCAACCUUGGUCAAGAUUCCGAAUCCCAAGAACGAGGGCGAGGAGUUCUCCUUCGCCUUCAACAGCGUUUACGACCAGGCGACGACGCAGGACGAACUCUUCACGUCGGAGGUCGCACCUCACAUCAAGGCGCUCUUCCAGGGCCUCGACGUCACCAUCUUCGCAUAUGGGGUCACGGGAACGGGCAAGACGCACACGAUGCGUGGUGGUCUGAAGCUGGCGGACAGAGGUGUCAUUCCACGCCUGCUGAGCGGCGUAUACCGACGUGGCAAGAAGAUCACCAAGGACACGAAUGGCGAGACGACAGUCGACGUCGCCCUGUCAUACUACGAAAUCUACAACGACAAGGUCUUCGACCUCUUCGAGCCGCCAGAGAAGCGCCAGCCCGCAGGUCUCCCUCUCCGCGAGAAAGACGGCAAGACCAUGGUGGUGGGCCUUUCGGAACGCGCUUGCGAAGAUCUACACGAUUUCUCGCGACUCUACAUUGAAGCGAACAACAACCGCGUCACAGCCGCCACGAAGCUCAACGCUCACAGCAGUCGGAGUCACGCCAUCAUGAGGGUCAAAGUGACCCAAACGACUGGGGACCAGGUGCUAGAAAGCACGGCGUCGGCCAUUGACUUGGCUGGCUCCGAGGAUAAUCGUCGGACGGACAACGGGAAGGAAAGACUGGUGGAGUCGGCCGCAAUCAACAAGAGUCUCUUCGUGCUGUCACAAUGCAUUGACGCCAUCUCUCGGGGCGACAAGCGAAUCCCUUAUCGCGAGUCCAAGAUGACGCGUAUCCUCAGCCUCGGCCAGAACAACGGCAUCACCAUCAUGAUUUUGAACCUGGCACCCAUCCGCAGCUACCACCUCGACACUUUGAGCAGCUUGAAUGUCAGCUCCAGAGCCAAGCGCAUCGAAGUCCGCGAGAUUGAGAACGAGGUUGUUUUUAAGCAGGUCCCCCGUACAAACUCGGCUGGUUCCGCCAUGGCACAGCGACAACCCCUCCGCCCUCUGCCAAACGCGCACAACAUCCACAGCGGUACAAUCGCGUCCAAGGCUAACGAGAAGGCCGACGUCACCCGUCCGGUCAAGCUUUUUAACGUAUACACGGACCGUAGCAAAACUGUGGCCCCGGCUCGUCCGACGGCCAAUACCACUCAACUGCGGAAGCCGCUCGUGGCGCCCAAGGUCACCAAGAUCGCCCAACCCCCCCAAGCCCCCCAGCCCGCGCAACAGAAGCUUUCCAUCUCUGCCGAGCAACUCGAGGCCAUCGUUGAGAAGAAGGUCAGCGAAAUCCUUGCGUCCAGAGAGAGCAAGACGGCCGAGCCGGCCCCAACACCUGCUCAUCCUGACAUCAAUGACGCUGUCCGGCGCCGAUUGGAAGCACUCGAGCGCCGAAUCGAGAGUGAGGAGCGGGAACGCGACGACACUCGGUCAGAAGGACUGCGUUGUCUGUUGGCAGCCAGACAAGCGAAGGAGGCUGGGAACGACGUCGUGGCGUUGCAGAUGUACGAACAGGCUCUGCCCUUCUUCCCUGGCCAGGCCAAGUUGCUAGGCAAGAUAGAGAAGCUUCGCUCGAAGCUUGGCAACAAGCUCCCCACCGAGUCGGCUUGGGCCCCCGCAGUAUCUCGUGAUAAGCACGAGAAGAAACGCAGACGGAUUUCCGACGAGAGUGACGACGAGUUUCACCAGGAGGCGAGCGCGAAUGAGGACAUGAGCUUUGUGGACGUCUCGGCCAAGACGAAGAGCCGAAAGGCCAAGCCGACCAAGAACCACACGACGGUCUUCCCUGAGGUCACCGGGCCGGCCUCUCCCCAGACGCAGAACCUCCUGAACAUCGUUAACUCCCGAGACAUUGCCCAGAUCAAGGGCUUGCACGGCUUCGGGUCCAAGAAGGCGCAGGACCUUGUUGACUAUCUCGACACGAGGUCCGAGGAGGGCGGCGCUCAGAUCGAAUCAUUGGCGCAGCUCAAGACCGUCCCUGGAAUGGGUGGUCGAACUGUCGAGCGGGCGUACGACGGGCUCGUCGGCGCCGUUUAG
This is a messenger RNA of Colletotrichum higginsianum IMI 349063, 2124 nucleotides long. Its product is annotated as Kinesin-like protein. The record is from RefSeq and is a predicted model, not a curated record. Lineage: Eukaryota; Fungi; Ascomycota; Sordariomycetes; Glomerellales; Glomerellaceae. The coding region runs from base 1 to 2124 and encodes 707 amino acids. The transcript is spliced from 2 exons. Gene Ontology annotation, cellular component: microtubule; kinesin complex. Gene Ontology annotation, molecular function: microtubule motor activity; ATP binding; ATP hydrolysis activity. Gene Ontology annotation, biological process: microtubule-based movement.